UGUUCACUUACUGCUCUGCUUGUACUGAGAAUCAAGGCAUGAUAUAAUUGCCUUGUGUUGUUGUUUUUGCUGCUGUAAUAUAAAAUCCAUGGCAUGUACAUAUGCUGCCAGUUGUUGUCAGCUUGUUUACCGGAUGAAUAGAGAAGUACAGAAAAAAAAAUUCAUAUUGGAUCUGCGAGUGCGUUGUCUAUUGCGUUUUUUUUGUUGGGUGGUAUGGGGAGGUUCUCUUUUUUAUAUUCUCUCUCCCCGCAUUUUAGGCAUGUGGUGAGUGGUGAUUAGGUGCGAUGUCGCUGGUUGUCUCUCAUUUACUGUUUAGUUUGUUGGCAGCGGUGAGCGCGUUAAAUACAUACAAUUGACGAAAGCGGCGCGGCGGUCCGAAACGAAUUGAAGAAGAUAUUCUCGAAAUAAUACUAAAGAUUUUUGUGUGCGCAUUGUUUUUGUUGUUGUUUAUUAAUUGCGAUUUUUGCAAGCAAAGAAAAAGUUUUGGCGAAACACAAAAAAAAAAGAGGAAAAUAUAUAUUUUACCCCCAAAAAGAAUACAAAUUUAUAUGUAUUUUGUUGUUUUUAAAAGAGCAAAACAAUUAAUAGAAAAAUCAAUUUAAUUUUCGUUGGCAUCAAAUGUUUGACAAAAAAUAAUUCUGGAGGCCACCAACAGCAUCAAGAAACGUUAAACAAAAGAGAAAAAAAAAUUAAAAUAAAAAGUUUAAAAACCAUAAAAGAAUUGCGACCAAUUCAAUGUCCAAUUGUAAAGAUUUCUUCUUUGACAAUUUGAGACAUCGCGAGCAGCAACAACAACAACAACAUUAAGCAGACUGGCCAGCUGAAAAUAAACCCCCCUUAGCCAAGGAGUGCAACGAACCCUUAGAAAUCCAAACUAACCAAACCAAAAAUCCCCCUUCGUUUGACAUCCACCAGCAAGGCUAUAACUGACUAAAUACUGGCGCGUCGUCUAAUAUUACACACGUUGUCGCGGCUCAGUUUUCCCUUCUUAGUUUUCCGUGGCUUAAUAUAAGCAAACAACAACAACAAAUACCAGCAAGCAUUGCUCAUACCAAAUGACGAAUUUUUGUUUUUGUAAAUGAAAAAAAAAUUGCUGCCUUUUAGUUUGAAAGGGACUCGCCUUUGUUGUUCGAACACAACAACCAACCUAAAGACCAAACAACCACCCACCUACAAAGUAAACGGAGAGAGAGAGAGAGUACUGUAUAAACUACCCACCACCACCAUCAACGAAGAACGUCACCACUCCACAAUCAGAUUCAAAAUUCUUUGCGAAUAAAAGGGGAGGAUAGAAUCCAACUGUAGUUGACUGCGAUUGUUGCAUGCCCAACUUUGGAAGACUGUCAAAGGAUUACAAAAAAAGAAACAACUACCAAAAACAACAACAAAAACAGAAUCCCCCUUAAAAUUCAUUGGAAAAUCCCCAAAAAAAAUAACAAAUAUUGUGAAAUACUCACAUAUGAAAAAAGAAGUUAUCAGGGAUCAAAGAACCAACCACCUUCCAAGAAAUCAUUAGCAACGAAUUUCUUAAAAUACUUUUUUGGCUACACUCCCCCCAUACAAGAACAGCAUCAAGACGGCUUCACUCACCUCCAACACUUUGUCUACGAGCAAUUUUCGACAGAAAUUCGAGGAUUUGUUAAAUUUUGUGAAAUAUGAUUUAAAGAAACCCACACAAAAUCCUCACUCUUCGUGCGCUGCCACCUUUCCCAGGCGUCGCAAAGAUCAUCAUCGUAAUAAUCGUUGUCAUCAAGUUGAAGCUACCGCUCGACUCAACAGUCGAUUACAGCCAGGGCCAGGAAAACUUUUUCAAAUGAAUUUCUCUAAUAACUCAUAUACAUGCUCAACAAAAUCCAACAAAAAGAUUGCUGUAAAAGUCCUAAAAAGCCCACAAAAUCCUACAUAUCAAGCAAAUGCUCAGGAAUUUCAUGUCUUUCAACCAAACGCUGCGGUGGAACAACAACAAAAAGCCUUAAUGCCACCCCUGGAUCAUGCCACUCAUAUCAUAAGUCAUCAGCAUCAUUGCAAGCAUCAUCACAAGCAUCAUUUGCCGCAACAGCCGCAAUCAUUGCCGCUCUAUCAGCAUCAGCAAUAUAAUGCGCAUGCGUAUAAUCCGCAGCAGACGUCUCAUCAACAUUAUCACAGUCAACAUUAUCAGCAUGCAGCGGCCGCAGCUCAAUUGCAACAGCAAAAGCAACAGCUGCAACAAGAGUUGCAGCAACAUUUCCAUUUUCAUCAUGACUAUGCGGCAAAUAAUCAAAAUAAUUUCCUCUACUAUGACAAAAAGCCACCAGCCCCACCAUCGUCGAUGGCUUCACCGCUGAGUGCCACCACACCCACAAAUACGCCAUCGCACAAGACCUGCCAUUCAUCGCCUCAGUCGCCGAAACAUCAUGCACCUGCGAAAUGUUUGACCCAGCGGCAGUCAUCCACACCAUGUUGCAUUGCCACACCCACCAGCACACCGGAUCGCAUGCCCAAAACGCCCACCUCCUCGCUAACGAAAGCCAAGAAAUGGCGUCGUCCCUUUAGCUCUUAUCAUUCCUGUGACGAUUUGGAUACGGCCAAUAAUGUCACGAAUUUGAAUAAAUCCAAAUCGGAUCAUCAGCAUUCGAAUGAGAAAAUGGUAGUGGCCAGUCUAAAGUAUUUGUGUGCCUGCACUGGUGCAACUUUGAGAAAUUUAUCCAAGAAAACCAAAGAUUUGCAUAAGAAAAAUUGCUAUUCAUAUGUGAAGCCCACGUGGCGAGUAUGGGGUGAGGAAAAGGAUACCGAUAUCAUUUAUACAGUAUACCUGAAAAAGGUGUGCUACCAUCGACCCACACCUUCAGCAGCCAAUCCCGAUUCCGAAGAUGACAUCUCCUAUCUGGAAUGGGAAAUGGUCAGAGUGCGCUUUGUCAAGGCGGCCACUUUGGAGCGCCUUGUCGAAGCCCUGGCCACGGAUGAUGGCGAGCUGGAGUCUACAUUCAUCAAUGUUUUCCUCAACACUUAUCGUACCUUCUCCAGCUCCAAAGAAGUCCUCGGCUUGUUCAUCAAACGCUUCAAUGCCUUAACCGAGCGUCAACGCAUCGAGGAUAUAAAACACAAAGAUGAUGUGGACUAUGAUCCCAGCUCGACCAUACAUGAACAGCACAAGAAAACUCUAGUCUCAGUGUGGAAAAUGUGGCUGAAUGGAUUUCCCGAAGAUUGGAAUGAGGAAAAUCUUCGCUAUCUCAUCUCCUUUACCAGCAAACAUUUGUCAAAUUCCGAUCUUCACACCAGAGCCUUAAAUCAACUGGAAAUGUUGCUGCGUCAGCAGGUGUAUAGUAAAAAGAAUUUAGCCCCCUGGUUGGGUGAUCAAUUUGCCGACUUAUAUUUGGCGCCAGAGUUUCAGAGGAGGGCGUGCUUUCUGGAAACUUAUAGGUUUCCCCGUAUCGAUGUGCGACAUUUUGCCGAACAAUUGACGCGAAUGGAUUGUGAUUUGUUCAAGAAGGUGAUAUCACAUCAGUGUCUGGGAGCCACUUGGUCGCGAAGGUCACAGGGUUGUUGUGAGACAGUGGUGGCCACAGUGACCCAGUUCAAUGAGGUAUUAUAUCGAGUCAUAACGAGUAUUUUGAUAGAGAGAGCCCUGGAACCUCAGGAAAGAGCCGUGUAUAUAGCUGUGUGGAUUGAUAUAGCUCAGGAGCUGAGGCUACUUAAGAAUUUCUCUUCUCUAAAAGCCAUUGUCACUGGUCUGAAUUCAUCUGCUAUUUAUCGUUUAAGUAAAAUAUGGGGUGUCUUGCCAAAGGAAAAGUUGGAAAUUUUCCAAGAACUAGCCCGCAUUUGUUCUGAAGAUAACAAUGCAUCUGUUCAAAGAGAGCUGCUGAUACGAGAGGGUACAGCGAAAUUCGCCGAAACUGUUGGCGAAAAUGAUCGCCAUAUGCAAAAAAUUAUACAAAAACAGAGUACGCACACUUCCCAUGGCACCAUUCCCUAUUUGGGUACCUUUCUCACCGAUUUGACCAUGAUUCAUCAAGCCAAUCCCGAUACGGUGGGCGAGGAUAAUCUCAUUAAUUUUGAAAAGAAACGCAAAGAGUUUGAAGUCUUGGCUAAAAUCAAACUGUUGCAAGGAGCAGCCAACACCUACAGCCUGGAAGAGGACCCCUUAUUCAAUCGUUGGUUUUACUCAAUGCCUGUGCUGACGGAGGAGGAUGCCCACACUUUGUCGUAUCAAUUGGAAGCACCUCCUCCAACAGCACCCAGGAAGAGUAACACCUCCUCGAAUAUGUCCUCGGCGAAUUCCUCUAUAUUGGGCCAUCGAAAAACCGAUUCAAUAGCUUCCAACUCAAGCAGUGGAGCAGGUUCACAGUUCUAUUGUGAAAUUAGUUCCCACAACAGCUCUAGGCAUAAUUCCUUGGAUAGGGAGGCCCACAACAAUCACAUGUCAGCUACAAGUAGUGUUUCGAAUUUAUCAUUGGAUUCCAGUAACUCAGGAGGGGGCUUGAAUAAACCCAAAAUGAUUCAUUCGCAAAGUUCCAAUGGUUUACUGCGUAGCACUCAUGGUUCGACGAGUGGCUCUCAAACACCCACCCAUGUAGGCUCACCUCUGAUUAAUGCCCAAGUUGUGAAUUCACCAGGAGCUAAUGCCGAUUUUUAUAUAGUGAAAAUUACUUUGGAAUCUGAAACCAUGCCCCAGGAUGGCAUAGUGGUCUACAAGAGUAUGAUGGUGAAGAAUAAUGAAAGAACGCCACAGGUGAUACGCAAUGCCUUAAUGAAACUGGGCAUAGAAGAUGAGGCUGAUAAUUACACUUUGGCCCAAAGAUUGCCCGACAAGGAUGUUGACUUGCCACGCAAUGCCAAUGUUUUCUAUGCCGUAGUGGUGAAUAAGAAUUUCGAAUUGAGAUUUAUACUUAAACCCAAUGGAGAACGUCUGACCAAUGGAGGUAGUGGAGUCGUCGGCGGCGGUGGUAGCAGUGGAAGCCGAAGUAGUCGUAGCAGCAAUAGCUAAUGGUUAACAAAGACUCUGUAAGAACAGGGUCUCGAUUUUUGGCUUGUUUUGAAUGUAUUAAUACUACUGUAGGACAACAAGUGCAACUGAGGGUUUAAGUAAGCGCAGAGCGUUUUUUGUAACUUGGUUGAAACCAUAAAAUAGGUGCUGCUCGCAACAUUUGUAAAUGGAACACACAAUUUUUUUUUUGACGAGGUGUAGCUGGAGUCAGAGGUAACCGAAGGAUAUUAAGCGAAACCUUAGCCACGAUACGAUAUUAAGUAAAGUAAACACUGACAUUUUGAAAGAAUGUUGAAAUGGAAUGGAGAUAAGGGGAGGAGAAAGAAGAGAAUGUAAAGAAGGAAGAGGAAGGAUUAUUGGCAGACAAAUUUGUAUUUCGAAAUGACCAAAUCAAUGGCAGAAUUGGAACUAAAUUGGAGAGGUUUAGUUUUGUUUAUGAUUUUGCACACAUGGUAGAGACAAACUUUCGUGAUAUCAACGACAAAACAUAGAACACUGCACGCAUCAAUGAAAUGAACUACAAUAAAAUCAAGGCCCUUUCUGUAUUCUAAAAAAAAAAAUCCCUUACAUCCAUAUCAAUUUGUAUAUGUGUGUUUUUAAUUUAUACAUUUCCUAGCAAAAAUAAUAAUAAAAAAAAUCUGACACAUUUUAAUUUUA
Messenger RNA from Stomoxys calcitrans (stable fly), 5620 nucleotides. It is a transcript of the gene Rgl, whose product is annotated as ral guanine nucleotide dissociation stimulator-like 1. The transcript is spliced from 7 exons. Bases 1814 to 4963 code for a protein of 1049 amino acids. Gene Ontology annotation, biological process: Ras protein signal transduction; positive regulation of GTPase activity. Lineage: Eukaryota; Metazoa; Arthropoda; Insecta; Diptera; Muscidae. Gene Ontology annotation, molecular function: guanyl-nucleotide exchange factor activity. Gene Ontology annotation, cellular component: plasma membrane. The record is from RefSeq and is a predicted model, not a curated record.